Messenger RNA from Lotus japonicus, 900 nucleotides. RefSeq lists its product as uncharacterized. Gene Ontology annotation, biological process: tricarboxylic acid cycle; mitochondrial electron transport, succinate to ubiquinone. Bases 71 to 733 code for a protein of 220 amino acids. The transcript is spliced from 6 exons. Gene Ontology annotation, cellular component: mitochondrial inner membrane. The record is from RefSeq and is a predicted model, not a curated record. NCBI's taxonomy places the organism in Eukaryota, Viridiplantae, Streptophyta, Magnoliopsida, Fabales, Fabaceae.
CUUUCUACCUCCUCCAGUUAGAACAAGAGUUGCUUCGAAAAAUUCCUCAGAGGAAAAGAAAGGGGCAAAAAUGCAAUCCAUGUCGCUGACCCUGACCAAGAGGCUCUCUAAUUCGAAGCCUCUCUGUAGAUUCUCCUCCAACCUCGCCGCCUACUCAACCACCACCACCUCCCCUCCGCCGCCGUCACCUCCGAUCUCCGCCGCCGCCAACGGCAUCGCCUCCCCUCCCUCCUCUCUCUUCACCGGUCCAUGGUCCGCCACUCAAACCCGUGGAAUCACGCUCUCUGGAUCUGAUGUUAGAGUUGGGAAUCUCAUUGAAAACCGAGGGCGCGCUUACGAGGUUCUUAAAUCAUAUCAGUCUCAUGAAGGAAUGGGAAAAGCUGCUAGCAAGGUUCUACCUCAUAGUGUAGCUGGUUAUGCCACAGCUGCUACUGCAGCGGGUGAGAUCCAAAGCAAGGUACGUAGCAGUGGACUGAGGAGUCAAGGCCCGAUGUCAAAGAGAGAGCAGCUCCUAAAAGUUUCUGCAGUUGCCUCCCUUCUUUUAUUAUACCCAAAUGCCUAUUCGUUGCUUGUAGCAAAUUGCUUUGUAUUCUGGCACACUCAUGCGGGGAUCGAAGAGAUUUUAGCAGAUUAUGUUCACCAUGAAGUGACCCGAGAGUUUGUUUCGAUCUCUCUCAGAUUGUUCCUGAUAAUUGCAAUGAAGGAUGUGUUCUUAAAUUUGAUUUUUGUAUAAUCAGAUAGUGCUUGGUUUGUGCUGACAUUGCUUUACAAUAAGAGCUCAUUGAGGAGCAAACCUGAGAAAACAGUUAUUUGUAUUUUAGUCGUCUCUCAAACUAGGCGAGUCGCCAUGAUAAUUUCAUGUUUUAUCAAGUUAAUGGAUGAAGUUUAUAGUUUAUGCCA